Penicillium daleae is the source of this 2670-nucleotide messenger RNA. RefSeq names its product putative alpha-glucosidase (gene agdC). Gene Ontology annotation, molecular function: hydrolase activity, hydrolyzing O-glycosyl compounds; carbohydrate binding. Gene Ontology annotation, biological process: carbohydrate metabolic process. The record is from RefSeq and is a predicted model, not a curated record. The coding region runs from base 1 to 2670 and encodes 889 amino acids. The transcript is spliced from 7 exons. Lineage: Eukaryota; Fungi; Ascomycota; Eurotiomycetes; Eurotiales; Aspergillaceae.
AUGCGGGGAUCUCUGUUCCUCCUCUUGGCGUCCCUCGUCGGUGCCGCUGUCUCGGCGUCUCGAUUCGGCAGCCCCGACGAUUGUCCAGGUUACAAGGUUGUGAACGUCCGUGAGCAGGGUAAUUCCUUUGAGGCAGACCUCACUCUUGCGGGCGACCACUGUGACUGUUAUGGCAUCGACCUGGAGAACCUGAAGCUGUUCGUCGAGUACGAGACUGAUGACCGUCUUCACGUUCUCAUCGCGGAUCUCGAGGAGGACGUCUACCAGGUUCCCACUUCUGUCUUGCCUCGCCCUCCAGCCCACGGUGACCACCACAGCAAGCCCAACAUCCGCUUUGACUACGAGGCUGAGCCGUUCUCCUUCCGUGUCCUGCGCGGUGACCAGGUACUCUUUGACACUACUGAUACCAACCUGAUCUUUGAGAACCAGUAUCUCAGACUGCGGACCUGGCUGCCGGCCGACCCAUACCUAUACGGUCUGGGCGAGCACACCGAUUCUCUGCGUCUGCCGAACAAGAACUACACACGCACUCUCUGGAGCCGCGAUGCCUACGGUAUCCCGGAGAACACCAAUUUGUAUGGCAACCACCCCGUCUACGUGGAUCACCGCGGUGAUGAUGGUACUCACGGCGUGUUCUUCUUGAACUCCAAUGGCAUGGAUAUCAAGAUCGAUCAGACCGAUGAUGGUCGCCAGUAUCUGGAGUACAAUACCAUUGGUGGCGUGCUGGACUUUUAUUUCCUCGCUGGUCCGACCCCCAAGGAUGUUGCCAAACAAUACUCGGAGGUUGUGGGACUGCCUGCGAUGCAGGCUUACUGGACCUUUGGUUUCCACAACUGCCGCUACGGAUACCAGGAUGUCUAUGAUGUUGCCGAGGUUGUCUACAAUUACAGCCAUGCCCACAUUCCACUGGAGACUAUGUGGACUGAUAUCGACUACAUGGAUCGUCGCCGGGUGUUCACUCUGGUUCCGGAGCGCUUCCCACUGCAGAAAAUGCGCGAGCUGGUGGAUCACCUGCACAAGAAUAACCAGCACUACAUUGUUAUGGUGGACCCUGCAGUUAGUGAUAGUGACAACGGUGCCGCCAACCGUGGUAAAGAUCAAGGCAUCUUCCUUACACGCGGCGAGGAACUCUACCAAGGCGCCGUCUGGCCCGGUGUCACCGUCUACCCCGACUGGUUCAACCCCGGCACACAGGAAUGGUGGGAUGGUGAGUUUGCCCGGUUCUUCGACCCCUCCACCGGCGUCGACAUCGACGGUCUCUGGAUCGACAUGAACGAGGCUGCCAAUUUCUGUCCUUGGCCUUGCAAGAACCCCGCUGCCUACGCAGAGGAGAACAACUUGCCUCCAGCUGCUCCAGCUGUUCGCGAGUCCUCCCCGCGUCCGAUCCCUGGUUUCCCAUCUGACUUCCAGCCCAAGAACCCUCCAACCGUCAAGCGGUCUGCCUCGGGCAAGACUCGUCGUGGAAAGGGUACUAAGGCCGGCUUGCCUGAUCGGAACCUGAUCUCGCCGCCUUAUCAGAUUGCCAAUGCGGCUGGGUCGUUGAGCAACAAGACUAUCGAUACUGAUCUUGUGCACAAUGGUGGUGAUUCGUUUGUGGAGUAUGAUACUCACAACCUUUAUGGUACCAUGAUGAGCUCCGCUUCUCGCGUGGCUAUGACUCUGCGUCGCCCCAAAGUGCGCCCUCUGGUGAUUACUCGCAGCACUUUUGCUGGUGCAGGUGCUCACGUCGGUCACUGGCUCGGCGACAACCCUAGCCAGUGGGACAAGUAUCGCGUCUCCAUCUCGCAGAUGCUGGCCUUUGCCUCGAUCUUCCAGAUUCCCAUGGUCGGAUCUGAUGUCUGCGGAUUUGGCGGCAACACGACUGAGGAGCUGUGCGCGCGCUGGGCCACUCUGGGCGCCUUUAACCCGUUCUACCGUAACCACAACGAGCUCGGUUCCAUCUCCCAGGAGUUCUACCGCUGGCCUACUGUCGCCGAUGCUGCCCGUAAAGCCAUCGACAUCCGCUACCGCCUGCUGGAUUAUCUGUACACCGCGUUCCACCAGCAAACGCAGACCGGCGAGCCCUUCCUGCAGCCAUUGUUCUACGUCUACCCCUCGGACGCAAACACCUUCGCCAACGAGGCCCAGUUCUUCUACGGCGACUCCCUGCUAAUCUCCCCAGUGCAGGAAGUCGGUCAAACCUCCGUAGACGCUUACUUCCCCAACGACGUCUUCUACGACUGGCACACGGGCGCAGCUGUCCACGGCCAAGGAGCCACAGUACACCUGGACAACAUCGGCGUAACCGAAAUCCCCAUCCACAUCCGCGGCGGCAGCGUGAUCCCACUGCGCGCAAAGAGCGCCAUGACCACAACCGAGCUACGCCGCCGCCCCUUCGAGAUCCUAGUUGCGCCCAACUUGAGCGGCUACGCCUCGGGCUCGCUGUACCUGGAUGACGGCGAGUCGUUGAACACGGUCAGCAGUGAGAUCGAGUUCGAGUACAACCGGGGCCACCUCACUAUCCGCGGACAGUUCGGGUACCAGGCCAACGUGGUAAUCGAGUCUGUGACCGUGCUGGGAAAGAACCGGCCGUGGAAGCAGAAGCGUGGCGUGGAAUACAAUGCGGCUCGGCACAGUAUCACCAAGAAGGUGGAUAUCGAGUUGACCGGGCCUGUGGAGAUUGACGUUUAG